Messenger RNA from Arvicanthis niloticus (Nile rat), 9147 nucleotides. The record is from RefSeq and is a predicted model, not a curated record. Lineage: Eukaryota; Metazoa; Chordata; Mammalia; Rodentia; Muridae.
GGCGAGAUGCGCGCGGCGCGGCCCCGGGAGGCGGCCACCCUGGGGCCGUCGGGAUGGAGGUGAGACGGUAGCCGUGACGCCCGCCCUCGCGCACCCCUGCACCGCAGCCGCCUGCAGAGCUCCCCGCCCCCCGCCCCCGCGGCAGCGGGCCUUGCCGUCGAGUGACAGCGGCCUGGGGGGGCAGGGGGGGCGGGGGCGGCCAGACCAGCGAUGCCGGCGGGCAUGACGAAGCAUGGCUCGCGCUCCACCAGCUCGCUGCCGCCCGAGCCCAUGGAGAUCGUGCGCAGCAAGGCGUGCUCGCGCCGGGUGCGCCUCAACGUCGGGGGCCUGGCGCACGAGGUGCUGUGGCGCACUCUGGACCGCCUGCCCCGCACGCGGCUGGGCAAGCUCCGGGACUGCAACACGCACGACUCUCUGCUCCAGGUGUGCGACGACUACAGCCUCGAGGACAACGAGUACUUCUUCGACCGCCACCCUGGCGCCUUCACCUCCAUUCUCAAUUUCUACCGCACCGGCCGGCUGCACAUGAUGGAGGAGAUGUGCGCGCUGAGCUUCAGCCAGGAGCUGGACUAUUGGGGCAUCGAUGAGAUCUACCUGGAGUCCUGCUGCCAGGCCCGCUACCACCAAAAGAAGGAGCAGAUGAACGAGGAGCUGAAGCGCGAGGCCGAGACGCUGCGGGAGCGGGAGGGCGAGGAGUUUGACAAUACGUGUUGUGCCGAGAAGAGGAAGAAACUCUGGGACCUCCUGGAGAAGCCCAACUCGUCGGUGGCCGCCAAGAUCCUGGCCAUCAUCUCAAUCAUGUUCAUCGUCCUCUCCACCAUCGCCCUGUCACUCAACACGCUGCCCGAGCUGCAGAGCCUGGACGAAUUCGGCCAGAGCACGGAUAACCCGCAGCUGGCACACGUGGAGGCGGUGUGUAUCGCAUGGUUCACCAUGGAGUACUUGCUGAGGUUCCUGUCCUCGCCCAAGAAGUGGAAGUUCUUUAAGGGCCCCCUCAAUGCCAUUGACUUACUGGCCAUCCUGCCCUACUAUGUCACCAUCUUCCUCACAGAAUCCAACAAGAGUGUGCUGCAGUUUCAGAAUGUGCGCCGAGUAGUCCAGAUCUUCCGCAUCAUGCGCAUCCUUCGGAUCCUGAAGCUGGCCCGACACUCCACCGGCCUGCAGUCCUUGGGCUUCACGCUGCGCAGGAGCUACAACGAGCUGGGCUUGCUCAUCCUCUUCCUCGCCAUGGGCAUCAUGAUCUUCUCCAGCCUGGUCUUCUUUGCCGAGAAGGAUGAGGAUGACACCAAGUUCAAAAGCAUCCCCGCCUCUUUCUGGUGGGCUACCAUCACCAUGACGACCGUUGGCUAUGGAGACAUCUACCCUAAGACUCUCCUGGGGAAAAUCGUGGGGGGCCUCUGUUGCAUUGCUGGGGUCCUGGUGAUUGCCCUCCCCAUCCCCAUCAUUGUCAACAACUUCUCCGAGUUCUACAAGGAGCAGAAGCGCCAGGAGAAAGCCAUCAAGCGGAGAGAGGCUCUGGAGAGGGCCAAGAGGAACGGCAGCAUCGUGUCCAUGAACAUGAAGGACGCUUUCGCCCGGAGCAUCGAGAUGAUGGACAUCGUGGUGGAGAAAAAUGGGGAGAACGUGGCUAAGAAGGACAAAGUGCAGGACAACCACCUGUCUCCCAACAAGUGGAAAUGGACCAAGAGGGCACUCUCCGAGACCAGCUCCAGUAAGUCCUUUGAAACCAAGGAGCAGGGAUCCCCCGAGAAGGCCAGGUCCUCGUCUAGUCCGCAGCACUUGAACGUCCAGCAGUUGCAAGACAUGUACAGUAAGAUGGCCAAGACCCAGUCUCAGCCUGUCCUCAAUACCAAGGAGAUGGCACCACAGAGCAAGCCACAGGAAGAACUGGAGAUGGGCAGCAUGCCCAGCCCCGUGGCCCCGCUGCCCACCCGCACAGAGGGCGUCAUCGACAUGCGCAGCAUGUCCAGUAUUGACAGCUUCAUCAGCUGCGCCACGGACUUCCCAGAAGCCACCAGAUUCUCCCACAGUCCCCUGGCAUCCCUCUCCAGCAAGGCUGGGGGCAGCACAGCUCCGGAGGUGGGCUGGCGGGGGGCUCUGGGUGCCAGCGGCGGGAGACUCAUGGAGACCAACCCCAUCCCUGAGGCCAGCCGCUCUGGUUUCUUCGUUGAGAGCCCCAGGAGUUCCAUGAAGACCAACAACCCCAUGAAGCUGCGAGCUCUCAAGGUCAACUUCAUGGAGGGUGAUCCCACCCCACUGCUGCCCUCUCUGGGUUUGUAUCACGAUCCUCUUAGGAACAGAGGCGGCGCGGCAGCCGCGGUCGCAGGACUGGAGUGUGCCUCCCUCUUAGACAAGCCUGUGCUGAGCCCCGAGUCCUCCAUCUACACCACAGCAAGUGCCAGGACACCCCCUCGCUCCCCGGAGAAACACACAGCAAUAGCAUUCAACUUCGAGGCGGGGGUUCACCAGUACAUAGACACCGACACAGAUGACGAGGGUCAACUGCUCUACAGUGUGGACUCCAGUCCUCCCAAGAGUCUCCACGGGAAUACCAGCCCCAAGUUGAGCAUUGGAGCUAGAACAGAGAAGAACCACUUUGAGAGUUCCCCCUUACCCACCUCCCCUAAGUUCUUAAGGCCGAACUGUGUCUACUCCUCAGAAGGGUUGACUGGAAAAGGCCCUGGGGCUCAAGAGAAAUGCAAGCUGGAGAACCACACCUCCCCCGACGUGCACAUGCUGCCUGGGGGAGGAGCACACGGGAGCACUCGGGAUCAGAGUAUCUGAGCUCCCUACCACAGAGGGCAUUUGCAGGAAGAGGGAUGCUUGGCUUGCCUGCCGCUGAGUUCUGCGUGAACUCGGAGACCCAAGUCCCACACCCCCGCAGAGCCCCAGCGACAGGAGAGACCCUGAGAGCCAUGACAAGUCUGUGGACACCAACAAGUCAUGGGGACCACAUCUAACAGCAUUUUCCUGAGAUGGCAAGAGCAGAGCUGACAGCCACCACUAAGACCUAGCCCAGGCCACACACUUCCUAGUCUCCUCCAGAUGCCCUGUCAGCCUCUGAGUGUGCCAUCAGCAUCUCUCAUGGCUUCAGCUGAGGCGGGUGUUGGAGCAAGGGGCUGCUAGUGAAAGAGUGGGCUGACCAAGCAAUAUUGGGUGUCACCCCUCCUGUUAGAAGGGUACAGAGGACACUUGAUCAUGAGGAAGUCUCCCCUCCAUCAGCCACUCUCCAAGGGCAUAAAUGCUUAAACAAACAAGUGGUUCGAAUGAUUCAGUAUUCUGUGGUACCUGGGGCUUUAUUCUGAGAUGCUGUCAGGGUGAGCUGACAAUUUAGACUCAACUCUUUCUGCCCACCUGGCAUUCCAGGAAGGGUUCCGACAGUUGGCACGCAGCCGAGGGGAUAUAAGCCAGGGCUGUCACAGGAAAGCGUGUUCCAAACAGCGCCAGCCUGGACUGAAGAGAUACGCAAGCGUCAAAUAUGCAAACGAGAUAGGUUAUUCAACGAGACUGUGUGUGACUGAAAAACAACAUUAAAAAAAUAAUAAAUUUCAUUUUCUACAUGAAAAAAAAAAAAAAAAGAAAAAAAAUCCUUCACUGAACUGCCCUGUGCAGAGUUGUGGCUACUUUCGGCUGUGGUGGGGAACACACCUACUAUAAGAGGAAGUUCUUUUUUUCCCCCCCUGUGGUAUUCAAGCUAAAAAAAAAUAAUAAUAAGUUAAUUUAAAAAGCACUUUAUGUUUUUCUAAUCUAGGUUCUACCAGGGACAGUGUCAGGAUCUCACACUUUAAAACAAGCACUAUUUCCCGUGGGCCGCAUGCAGGCCCUGCACUUGGGGUAUUACUUGUGAUCAUUUCUGACCACAGUGGGUCUACCGUUGCCACAUCAGAGUCCAGGGCUUUUCUGUGACCCCUCAGGAUCACCCCUCAUCCCUCAUGGGACAGGAGAGGUCCUCAGCUCCCGGGGGCAGGGCUCUCUUAAAGUCCUGCGUACAAGAGACACACUGGUCUCAGAAGGGCGUGGCAAGAGUUGGGUGUCGGGUGUUGUACUGCUCUUUCCUGUCAACCGGCCAUUGUGUGUUCUGUGUUACUGUCUGUCCUGAAAGCCCGACGCUCCCUCCCGCAGCCAUCUGGCAGACGGCACAGCCAAAAGCAAUAAGUACCCAUGUGUAUCCCUCGAGGUUCCCGUGUACUGCCUGGUGUCAGUCUUCCUGUCCCGCCUGCUUGUGACCCAGUGGCCCUUCCUCAGUGACACCAGUCUGCUCAAUGCUCUAGUUACGGUGAUGCUGUUGGUCAGCCUGUCUGUGGUACAAUGGGGCAAUGCGGUUUUCUUACUAUAGUGUGAGUGGGUAAUGUCCCAAGUACUGUAGUGUCCUCCUCCCUGUCCUCAGAACAGUGACGGGCAUGUCUUCCUGACAAAGCACUGACAACAGUCAUUAUCACUCAGUAUCAUGUGUGGCUGGUCGGCCCAAUAGUUUGAUGGCAUGAUCCCCCCCUUCAGCACACACACAUCAUGAUGUUUUGCCUUCUCUUGUUUCCAUGGCUGAGGUCAGGCCCUGUCCCAGGUAGGAUGGUAAAGGCUCAUCCCACCACCCUCAAAGUGUUUUCUACAGUUUGUGAUGCUUCUAGGCAUCUCCAAAAGCCUGGGUCCCCCUCCCUCCAGAGGGCACAGCUUGGUAUUUUGCUGUGUUAAUGAAAAAAAUAAGAAGUGGACUCUGCCUCACCAUCCGUCCUCAGAGCUUUCUCAAAACAGAAGCAAAGGGGCUGAGACAGUGUGGGGUCACCUGCACCAGCAGCAUCCUGGAGGCAGGAAGCUGGGGGCUGGCCUCCACAGCCCCCUGCUGAGCUCAGCCUGGUGCUGGGGGCCUGCGGUGGUGACCCGGGACUUUCUGCUGACCACCUUCCAUGUCUGUCUUCUGUGUUACUCAUCAGUCACCCAUCAGCACAGAUGUGAAAAUUCAGGGAAACAAACAAAUGCUUUUUGAUAAAAAGUAUAUAGUUGUGAUUUCCGAUUCAGAUAUUUUUAGAGCUAUCUGUAAAAAAACUCCUACUGAUGAUAUAGUCUAUUUUACAUAUCAGGAAGUAAACACGUCUUAACAUAGCCAUAUAUAGCCAGAAGAAAGUUACCGCCCCCUUCUUUAAACCAAGGCAUUUCAUUGGUUGGUUGAGCCGAUGGCGGGUGUACAGUGUAGAAAUGAUUGCUUUCUUUUUUAAGAACCACUUGGUGCGACUUUCCUUGUAACCAAAGGCCCCUUCUGCCUUGUGUAGGACCUGGCUGUCCCUCCCUCUUGUGUUUUGUCUGACCUUAAAGUAGCAUUAUACAGAGAGAAUGAUGAAUUCAGAAUAUCCUUCCUAGCUGCACAAAGUCCAACAGAAUUCCUAUGGAGACAACCAUCAAAACAGUGUAGACGAUGCGUAAGAGUUUUCCGUUUUGGUUUUUGUUGGCUUUUUCUUUCCUUCACUUAUGUGUGUGUGUACUGUGGGAAUAUAGCUUCGCCUCCACGUGUAACUCAAGUUAGAAUACUAUAAAUUUUCCUACCAGUCCUCCACCUACUAAGAAGGAACACAGAGUCCCAUGUUGCACAUACCUGACCUGGGUACCUGUGUUUACAUGCACUGGGAAACCUUGGGUUGCCAAGAUGAAGCUGAAUCCCACAGACGGGUCUCAGCAGCGAAGAGAAGAGCUGGGAUAUAGAGGCAGAGGCCACUUGAACUUGGUGGUCCACCUGACCUGACCCAACUAGAGCAAAAGAAAGGACCCAAGUAACAACAGGGACUGGAGGUGAAGAUCUCCUGGUUCAGUUACGAAAUCAACAGGACUAUCAGGAAGCCAGCUGAAGCUGAAUCCGAGCACCCACCACAGCAGAAAAGGCCAGGCGUCAGACCGCUGUGCACGCCCUUCACGCUGGGAAAGCCUUACUGUGGACAAGGUGAGGACGAACCAGUUCUUUUCCCUUUGCAUUUUUGGAUGCCUCCAAACCAGCAGGUCUGGGGUGACCUCUGGGAUCUCUCUCUCUCUCUCUCUGGGAUUCCACCUUAAGCACAUUUAGAUGAGGGAGAGAACACUUGUCAUCGAGGAGAGAGGAAACGCCAAAGUCAGGAGGAAGCCACCCUUAACCUGCUCCGCUCACCCUGACGGUUAUACGAGCUUUUUUUCCUACCGAGUCUCACCUUCUCUCCAUCUCCUCUGUGUUCCGUAGCUGCAGCCUUGUCUCUGUCCCUUCUCCUGAGAAGGUCCACAUCUCUAAGGAGGAAAUGAGACGCAACAACAUCCUCUUCUGUUCAACUGUAAUGUAUUGUCAAUAUUUAUAAUUAUGUAUUUGUCUGACUCUGGUCAUGGCUGGAAUGUCUAGUUCAUGAACAAGGGGAUAUUUAAAGUUCAUCACAGACAAAGGUCCCUAAAGCCAGGUCUCUCUAGAUAGAUAGAUAGGUAUAGAUGUAUGAAUAGCUCUCUUCCUUAGUUCUCUGCCAACUUUGUCUCAAGUAAAAUAACCACAGGCUACACUGAACCAAAGGGGAGAGGAUACACAGAAAAGCUUCUAGAACAUGCUCCUUGGAGACAGACUUUGUGUAUGUGUAUCUGAGAGGUUGGCAGGAGGAAGAUGGGGGCUCCGAGGUCCCCAAAAGGACAACAGAACACUCUAGCCCCGGGCACUUCCUAACCUAUUAUUGUUUAUAUGACAACCCCCAAAUGCUUUCAUGUCACUGGGCCAGGGCCACCCAAACCAGCCCAGGCCACACCUGGAAAUAAGACUUACCUCCGCAUUUUCUGUUGCCAUUUUUCUGGCUCUAGCAGCAUCUAUAUCCUAGGACGUCCACACAUCUCAGAGUAGUCUAUUUUUUUGUUCAGAUAAAAUAUAUACAUAUAUGUAUUUUUUAGUAUAUUUAUAAUAGGGCAAUUGAGUCUAAUUUAUUUUGUAACAGAGUGAUAUCUUGGGGAGUUUAUUGUUGUUCCUUUGCAUAGCUGGUCUUUUUUGCUCUCUGUCAUUCCUUCCCACUGUCCCUUGGGCUGAUUUUUUUGUUUUGUUUUGUUUUGUUUUGUUUUGUUUUGUUUUGUUUUGUUUCUGUUGGAUUCUACUUGUCUGGAGAUGGGAAAAGCCUGGGGUUUGAUAUCCUGGAAGAUGGAGUUCCUGGCAAUGGCCAAGGUCCUGAAGAAAUCUAAAAGCCAGCAGGAGCGCAUGGAUGAGGAGUUGGCCCAAAGAAGUAGCCACGCAAGAUGAGUUGUCCAUUUCAGCUCAAAGCAAUCAAGCCCUUUCUCAGCAGGGUGGGUUGUCUGCUCAAGGAACACAGUGCAUGAUGGGUAAGAUGGGCAAGGGGAUCCAGACUACCCAGUGUAUGGCAGGUACUCCCAGGGAGGCUCAAUAAUGCACAAAUGGGCCUUGGCAUUACUACAAAAUGGGACUGGAAACUCAAAGCAAUUCUUUCUUGUGUGUGUGUGUGUUUGUGUGUGUGUGUGUGUGUGUGUGUGUGUGUGUGUGUGUCCAUGGCCUUCGUGCACAUGUGGGUAUCUGCAUAGGUGUCUUAAACAUUCUGGGUCCAGGUUCAAGCCUCAUAGACAAGCACUUGGAGCAGAGCUACUGGGACCUCAGGUUAUAGGAUUGGGCCAUCCCAGGAGGCACUAAAGCAGGAAGCCACAACAGAGGACUCAACAUCCUAAAUCUGCUCUUGCUAUUUUUCUGACCCUGCCAACCAUUAUCCAACCCAUUCCCAAUGGCCUAACAAGGACCACCUCGGGAAGAGAUGCACGCUGCUCUUUCCCCGGCCAGUAAAGGGCCAACCCACAGUCUCACCUGUGGUUGGCCACAGCAUGGUGCUUCAGCCCUGUCCCCUAUACCCUGUGCCCUCAAAGAGACUCAGUGAUCACCCCACAAGCCAGCCACCCACUGCCCAACCAAUUCCAAAUGGCGCCAUUCCAAAAGGGCUUUCUUUUUUUCUUGUUAAAUAAAAGUAAACCUAGUCAAGAUCUUUAAAGGUCUCUGCCCAAGAAAUAAAUCUAGAAAAAUAAAAACAGCAGAGGUAAUUAUAGUCCAGCUUUAUGGGGGAAACUAGGCUCCAGCUGCUUCCAAGAGGAAAGCCUGCCUUACCACAUUCGUCCCCAAAGGGAAUGCUGUCUGUCUCCACACAGCACAGAGCUGGUGAGCUCUCCUUCAUUGGAUACAGGGGGUGUGGAAGAGGUGGUAUGUGAACUUCAGAGUGAGCCCAAACCUAGGUGGUUUUGAAAGGCGAAGUAGAUCAGUAGGGUUACCUGGACUACUGUCUUCUAACUAAAUUAAAUAGGAACUGGUUUACAAACUCUCAGCCCACAGACAUGUUUCCCAAGACACUCAGUUGCAGUUACUAAGCAGCCGAGGGAAAUGUGGGGCUGCCCAAUUCUGUCCCACAUAGAUGAGCUCCAAGCCACACAGGAAUCUCAGACAGGUUUAGAUAGACAGGUCUGCACCACAGACGAGACCCCCAAGGGUCUAAUUCAACAGCAGAGCUCCCAGCCUCUGGGCUUCCCUGAGGUUUGAAAUGCCCGAGACCGAUGCCUGAGACCGUUGGGCAUCCAAGAGCCAGAUGUGGCUACAGGAAGUGCAGGACAGUUGUCCUCUUUCUCUCUGGGCCCAUUCGGCUCCAGUCCAAGCUAAAGAGCAAGGCGUCCCCUUUUUCUACACCAGGACCUCAAGGCACUCUGCCAGUGCACUGAUAGCACACAGCCGUCAGCCAGCCUAUGUUUUGGGGGUGUGCAUGUGAGGAUGCUCGGCUGAAUGGGCAAAGAGGCCAGUGCUGGAUUCUCACCUGGCUGGGAAGGGAAGAGUGGAAGUCCUCCUCUCUCUGAACUGUCCCCACAAAUGCCAUCUCUUCUGUGACCAUAUCUGGAGUCACAACAAUGCCCACAUUUGACGUUGGUAGCCUCAAGCUAAUAGGGGUCAUGGUGUACUCAAAGCCCCCCCAUCCUGAGGCUGGCCAGCAUUGGCUGUCUUCCUUCUUGUUCUACUUCAGUUCUACUCACAGGGAGUCACAUGGAAACUAUAGUGGUUAUCCAGGAGUCCAAGCCAAGGGUCCAAGGUAGGGGAGCGGGGUAUGUGGGACUUGACUAGGGAAGGAACAUGGGAGCCAGUGUCUGCCGUUGGAUCUCUUUACCUGAGCUGUAAAAAAAAAAAAAAAAAAA